CCGGCGGCGCGGAGAAGAGCGGAGGAUAUCAUAUCAGGAGCGAGGAGCCGGAAUCAAAAUAAAUGCUAAUGAGGGCAUGUUCUGGCUUGAGAUACGAUGGAUUCAUUCAGUGAACUACAUGAGAACUUGUUACAAGGACAUUGCCUGUGUCACAUCAAGAUGGGAAACAUCCUGGAACUACUAGAUCUUGGUUCACAGGUCAGAGGUCAAGGGUUAGAAGGAGAGAUUUCUUUUACCACCAGAGAUCAAGUCUUGGUGAAGUUAGGCUUGAUCAUUAGUAUUCAUGAGAUUAACCACUGCAGCAACAUAGAGCAAGUGCAGCAAGCCCUCUGUUCAUCAGAGAAUUUAGAGCUUCUGCUCUCCAUGUUAGGCUCAAGGGAUCAGCUUAUUGCACAUAGUGCCAGUCGAUGCCUAGAAGCUCAUUUGCUGCUAUUAGCCAAGUUUGAAAAAGAUAAGGUGGAAUGUCUUCUGAAACAGGCUAUCAGUUCUAUGCUUCAUCAUGGAGGAGAGCUGGAGAAGGUGUCUUCAGCCAUCAACAGGACCGUCUUUACUCUGGAUCUCAUGUCUAAUAUGUUGAGAGGAGAAUCUGCAAAGUCUGGCCAAACAAAUAGAGCCACACCUACUCUACCUUGUAUGGGGAUAUCUUCAUCAGCCACAGAUGAGGGCAGCAGACCCAUUCAGCAGACUAGUGAUGGUCACACCGUCUGGUACUACAAUGUCAUCAAGGAGAGUAUCCUAGAGCUUUGUGCAGUCUUUUCAAAUCAGUUUGAUGAAGCUUCCAAUGCACAACAUGCCAGCGAACAUGAACAAUCCUCUAUCUCCUGGCUCCACUCAUUGAAUAUUGCUUACAAACACAAGAUCUACCAUGCUUUUCUAAGACUUCUCUUGUCAUUUACCAAAGAACAGAUGGGUACAGAGAGAGGCCCCUUCAGCACAUUACCUUUCAUACAGUCAGUCUUGCCUCACCUACAAGCAGUACUAGUGACUUAUUCCCAUGGUAGCAUUGCCAAUUUGAAGAUGGUGCUCGGUGUACUGAUCAUGUUCCUGCAGGCAUGUGUCAAAGCUAGUGAGAGUGCAAAGUGUGGAGCAGUUGAAACAAGUGACAUAGGGCUUCUGCAAUCAUUACAUUCAUCAUGGAGUGGACUUCUUGCAGACAUCUGUGAAGAUCUGUGGUUAGAACAGAUGCCAUAUCACAAAGGACCUGUUGGUUUUGGCGGAUUCACAUUUGCAUCCGAAGAAGUGCAUGAUAGAUCUUCAGAGGAGUACAUCAGAGGAGACAUAGUGAUCCUGAGAAAGCUUGCUCAGCUGGUUUUACUUGGUGUAGAAUUAGGAAUAUCCUCUGGAAUAGAAUUUAGACCUCUGGCCAGAAACUUUUACCAAAUGUGUCAUUUCAUUGAGUCCAAAUUGCAAGAGGCAUUGCUGCAGCAGGAAGAAUCAAUGGAUCAAGGAAGAUGGAUCUUUGAAAUAUUUGGUGAUCAAGAUGAUACUCUGAUAGAAAUAAUGCUUAUACUUUUGAAGAUCAGUCUGUCAGCACAGACACACCUUGAAGAGGAAAGCGAUGAAUCAUCCUAUAGUGAGAGCAGAGGAGAAAUUGGUGAUCCUGAGAACAAAAUUCCUGCUGAGAAGUCGGGAUGCAUCCUUGAUGCGCAUCACAUCUUUGUCUCUUUUUUGGAUCACAUGUCUUGGGACAACAGUAUCUUGCUUGAUCUGCUCAUUUCAACUGAAACAGAGUUCCUAGAGUAUUUCAUCAGGUAUCUGCGAUUUGUAACAAAUAAUUGGCAAGGGUUUGUUCGGGUUCAGAAGAGUUUCAGAAAGAAAGAAGAGGAUAAUGAUAAUGUUUCAUGUGAGAUGCCUACAAGGUACAAUGCCAGUGGCGAUGAUGGUAGUCAUGAUGAUGAUGAUGAUGUUUCUGAUGGUUGCAGCAAUAUUGAUGAGGAUAUUAAUGAAACUAGAAUUAGUAAAGAUGAUGUCAGUGACAAUACUUUAGAUGAUCAUAUGGAGAACGAUGUCAGUAGGAACAAAACCAGUGCUGACAAGAAUGAUCUUUGUGGACAAACUGAACCAGAGUCCCUUCCACAGGCAUCUGAAAAAUUUCCUGUUAAACGGAAAUGGGAUAUUGAAGAAGCACAUGAAAAUGCAACAAGGAGAAUAAAGAAAACACAAGGAGAAGAGCUUUUCAAGGUCCCUCUACCUCUUGAUACAAAACAGUGUAGUCAUGAAGACUGUAGUGUGAAUGACCCCUUGGCAUCAGAGUUGGGUUGUUUAGAUGAUACCAUGACCGUCUUGAUUCGACUCCGUCUUGCCAUAGAAAGGCUGGACAGGAAACGUCUUUUCCCAUUCUCGGCUGCUCCUCUCAUCAGAAUACUUGUCAAAGUAGAAGAUAUGUAUGAAGCAAUGGAUGGGUGACAUAUGUCAAUGGAUGGUUUGAGAUGACAAUUAGACUUAGAGCACUGCAACCGUGAACUUAAAAUGAGGCUGAUGCUGGAAUUGACGUCACUUGUGAGAGAACUGGCUUCUUAGAUUUUUGACAGAUGUGAAUAGAAUCUCAGGAUUCUACAUAGCAUGUGCAAUGACCUGAUGAACUGUGGCCAAGUGAGUCAAAUGUACCGGUAAGCAAUGGACUGGGCACUGAGUGAAGGGAACACAUCUUUAGCUACUUCCUCCAAGGUCUACCCCUACAUCCUAACCUGUAGCCUGGUCAGUCUGGAAGUACAUGUAGGGAGACUUGCUGUCCUCAAAAGUCAGUUAUGUCACUCAGUGUACAGCAUGGAUCCAUCCCCUAUCUGUUGUUUACCAUCUUUCAAGCACUGAUGAGAGAGAGAUAGUCUACCACAGAAAAGGACACCAAUCUUGAAAUCAUCCUCCACAUAGAAUGUCCAGUGUGAAUAAUUUAUUGGUAUCUAUAUGUGUUAUAGUUGAAGAGAGACAAUGGAUUUGACAGUUAACUCAUUUGUACACCCAUCAUCUUGUGUAAAAAGAUCUUCUUAUUCUUCAUGAUAGACGUGGCUGCAAUGGAGUUUUACUAGACAGGAGUUUAAUCAUCUGCAAACUUUUCUGAUACCAGGAAGGUGUCUUGAGGAGCAAACACCAUUUUCUAGAAAUCAAAUUCAGAUUGUCUAAUUAACACUGAAGAUGUGAUUAUUGGAUGGCACAACAUUUGCUCCAGUCUUAAUAUCUCUGAGGGCAUAAUGUUAGAGUUAGGAUUUUCAUCAAGUUUUUGGUUCAGAACAAUGUAAAGCUAAGGAUCAGGGUUUAUUUCGUUUUCGAGGUUAGGUUUUGUGUUUGGAUUAACGAGCAGAUUUUCAAUCGAAGCAAUUGUCUCCAGAGCAAAUGUCAUGAAACCAAUAAUUGAGCCAGUGUUGAUCAAUAAAUCAUUCUUAGGCACCAAAAGUCAGAGCUGAAUCUUUUGCGUAUGCAUUCAGCAGGCGUCUCUUCAGCACUAAAUCUCACAUUUGCUCAUAAGAAUGUUAUGGGGAUUGCUGCUUUAGGAUGUGGCCCAGACUUUUGGUG
Molecule: messenger RNA, 3510 nt
Organism: Lytechinus variegatus (green sea urchin)
Lineage: Eukaryota; Metazoa; Echinodermata; Echinoidea; Temnopleuroida; Toxopneustidae
Product: protein Lines homolog 1-like
Exons: 7
Coding region: 97-2406 (769 amino acids)
Source: RefSeq, a predicted model, not a curated record